Molecule: messenger RNA, 2316 nt
Organism: Verticillium dahliae VdLs.17
Lineage: Eukaryota; Fungi; Ascomycota; Sordariomycetes; Glomerellales; Plectosphaerellaceae
Product: arginine N-methyltransferase skb1
Exons: 4
Coding region: 1-2316 (771 amino acids)
Biological process (GO): regulation of DNA-templated transcription; peptidyl-arginine N-methylation
Cellular component (GO): cytosol; nucleus
Source: RefSeq, a predicted model, not a curated record
AUGGCCGACAACGACAACUACUCGCAGGAUGGCGGCGAGUACAGUACCGCUCGGCCCAACUUUCAUCUCGGGCAGCAUGAUUCUACUCGAGAGGAGCCCCUUAAUGAUAUGCAGUAUGGGCAGGUUCUGAAUGCUGGUAUCACAUUUGUGACUAGCCCUGUGACGAACAAGAACUUCCAUUCCCGCGUAGUCGAGUUGGUCAAGGCCCACCUCGCCCUCGUCAAAGAGGCCGGCCCCCAUGCCCAGAGCCUGGCCGACCCCAUCAUCCCGCCUCUGACGCCCAAGGACACAGCUCUGUUCCCAAGCCCUGUCGUCAACACCUACAUCGCUUACACGAGCCCCUGGAUCGACUUGGCCUCCACUAACCCUGUCAUCGCCAACAUCUCUCGCCAGGUCCUCAACCUCGAGGUUGCUUACGCCAACUUCUGUGGCGUCAGAAGUGUCGUCGUCCCCGGCCCCAGAGCCGAUGCCUCCAAGAACGGCGGCAACCAGGGGCUUGCCCAGUACGGUCGGGCCCUACAGGAGGCCAUGACUGUAGGCAGCCGCCUGAACUUUCUCAUCCACAUCCCCAUGUACAGGGAGCCCGGUCUCGAGGAGAAGGUUGAUACCCUUUCCGUCCUAUUGGGCGAGGGGAAGAAAGCGGCCCAAGAGAUUGAUGUGUACAGCACGUGGGACUCAUGGCACGUCAUUCGUACCAUCUGCGAAUACAGCCUGAGGUUGUUCGUCGCCUUGAGGAUCCCCAAGGUCUUGCCCGAGCGUGAGGUCCAGGAGAAGUGGUUUGCUGAGCCCCUACACUACCUCACUCUGAGGCCCGAGACAUUCAAGAAGAACGCGAGUGGUCACCCGGCCCUGCCCAGGACACACCAAGAUCUUUUGUUCUCUUACAUGCGCCUCAAGAAUGCGCCCUGGCUGCUUCUUGUCGACACUGGCCCAGAUCUGGCGACUCUCGAUGCCGAGGCGAAGCGGGCGGCGCAAGCAGACUUUCCUGCUCUCGGAGAAACGACCCCCAAGGAGAGCGAACCCAAAUCGUUCCGUGCUUACAUUGAGUACCUCAAGUGGCUUGAGUUCCAGCAGCCACCCCUCAACUACCUCGAAAGGACAACCCUUACGAGCUUUCAGGAUUGGCUGCAAUCACCCCUUCAGCCACUUUCGGACAACCUUGAGUCGGCCACCUACGAGAUCUUCGAAGGUGAUCCAGUCAAGUACAACCAGUACGAGGAAGCUAUUGCGGAAGCUCUGGCCGAAUGGAAGGACCUCGGACGUGCGUGCUCGUCGCCCAAGGGAGCUGUCGUCAUCGCUGUUGCCGGCUCCGGUCGUGGUCCCUUGGUCACUCGUGCACUCAAGGCUGCCAACGAGACGGGCGUCGCGGUCGAGGUCUGGGCUGUGGAGAAGAAUCCCAAUGCAUAUGUCUACCUGUUGCGCCAGAACGAACUGGUCUGGGGUGGCCGCGUGACCGUGGUCAAGACAGACAUGCGUGCCUGGAAGGGCCCUCUCGUGUCCGGCACUCCCGACAACAACCCCGUCUACGGCAAGGUCGACAUCCUCGUCUCUGAGCUUCUCGGUUCCUUCGCCGAUAACGAGCUCUCCCCGGAGUGCCUCGACGGAGUCCAACACGUCCUCGCUCCCCACGGCAUCUCCAUCCCGGAGUCCUACACGGCCCAUAUGACCCCUGUCGCCCACCCGCGCAUUCACUCCGACCUCCUGACCCGUCUGCCCACAGACCCUAACGCUUUUGAAACGCCCUGGGUCGUUCGUCUGUUUGCCAUGGACUUUGCCGCGGCGGAGAAGGUACCGGGCCACCCCCGCUUCCAGCAAGCCUGGGAGUUUGAGCACCCCCUUCCCGAAGCGACGAUGCAGCUGAUGGAAGCCCGCCGCGCAGGUGGCGUCAUGGGCGGCGGCGGAGGCAGCAUGGCCGGUGCCGCAGGCGCCAACGACCACAACUCGCGCUUCUGCCACCUGACCUUCGUGUGCCGUACCAGGGGCGUUAUUCACGGACUGGCGGGCUACUUCGAAUCGGUGCUUUACGCGCCGCGCCUUGGCGACAAGGCUAAGGUCGAGAUCAGCACGCAUCCUGACCAGAUUGAUCAGAAGAGCAAGGAUAUGAUCUCGUGGUUCCCGAUCUACUUCCCCAUCAAGCAACCACUAUACUACCCUGCCGACACGGAGCUCGAGGUUAGCAUGUGGCGUCAGACGGACGACUCUAAGGUCUGGUACGAGUGGCUCAUCGAGGCCUACACCUGGGUGGGUGAGGGCCAGCGGAUCAAGGUGGGCAGCUCAGAGCUCACGAGCAGCCGCAAGGUCGCAUGCCUGAUGUGA